GUCGUCAUGGCAACGGAUCUCCCGCCGCCGACGGCGCGCUGCAGUGAGACGGAGCAGAGACGGUGACUCACCGGAGAAUAACGGAGACUACCGGAAACUACCGGAGCGGCCGUCCACCGGAGAAUAACGGAGCGGCCGUCCACCGGAGAAUAACGGAGAAUAACGGAGCGGCCGUCCACCGGAGAAUAACGGAGACUACAGGAGAAUAACGGAGACUACAGGAGAAUAACGGAGAAUAACGGAGACUACAGGAGAAUAACGGAGAAUAACGGAGACUACAGGAGAAUAACGGAGCGGCCAUCCACCGGAGAAUAACGGAGAAUAACGGAGAAUAACGGAGACUACAGGAGAAUAACGGAGAAUAACGGAGACUACAGGAGAAUAACGGAGACCGUUAGCUGUGAUCUUCCAGCGGCGUCAGAGGCCGCGACGUCGACCGACUAUUAAUGAGGCUGAUGGCGGGAAACUACCGCAGUGACAAAACGGCAACCAGGGCAACCACGGCAACCAGGGCAACCACGGCAACCAGGGCAACCACGGUAACCACGGAAACCAGGGCAACCAGGGCUCUGCAUCGUUGCCUUAGCCUGAAGGACACAGCAACCAGCAACUGUUUGUCUGUUUCCCGUCAUGUUGCUUCUGCAACCAUAGCAACAACUGAUGAUGUUUAACAGCCGACAUGUUGACUCAACCAGCAACAACUGAAGCAACUAACAUGACAGCAGCAAUGCUUCCGGCCUGAGCCUCCAUCAGCUCCGCCCACUUCCUGCUCCAACCUCCAAUCAACACAAUGAACCACCUGAUGGAGGCGGAACCAGCAGAGACACAGGCCAAGGUGCAGACCUGGGCUCAGUCUCUGGUUUAUACUCUGGAGGAACUCGAGUGUAAAAUCUGCUACAACCGAUACGACACCCGCAGCCGAAAACCCAAACUCCUGGGCUGCCUGCACCGGGUCUGCGCCAAGUGUCUCAACAAGAUGGUCCACAUGGGAGAGUCUUCCCCCUCCAUCAUAAGCUGUCCCUUCUGUCGCCAUGAGACCUACGUCCCUGAUGAGGAGGUGUGGCUGAUGGAGGACGACCGACACAUCCUGGCGGUUCUGUCAUGUCAGGACCGGGUACGGCGAGGAGGAGGAGGAGGAGGAGGAGGAGGAGGAGGAGGAGGAGGAGGAGGGGAGGUGGUUCUGAGUCCAUCCAGUCUAACUGAUGAAGGUGCAGGAGGAGGUUUGGACGUGUCCCAACGUUCCUCAGAUUGUCUGGUCAUCACCAUCAUGGAACUCCCAGAGGCAUCUCCGUCCUCAGACUCACUGAGCAUGCUCAAUGUGGUGGGUCUCUACCGCCCCCCCAGCCUGGACUCCCUGCCCUGCAACCUGCCGGGUCAUAAGUGUCGUGCCUGGACAACCCGCAGUUUCCCCCGCUGCCUACUGGGGGCGCUGUGUCUGGUGUACUUCAGCUCUCUGCCUCUGGGCAUCUACCUGCUGAUGAUUGGUCAGUUGUGGUUGGGAGUGGUUCUGGUGAGUCUGGUUCCGUCCACGCUGCUGCUGCUCGUCCUCUACGGUUUCUGUCAAUGUCUCUGCCACGAAGUCAUGGAGGCUUUGGCAGCACGGACCAACCCGCUGCCAUGACGACGCACCAACCCGCUGCCAUGACGACGCACCAACCCGCUGCCAUGACGACGAUGCAACAACCCGCUGCCAUGACGAUGCACCAACACGCUGCCAUAACAACGACGCAACAACCCGCUGCCAUGACGACGCACCAACACGCUGCCAUAACAACGACGCAACAACCCGCUGCCAUGACGACGCACCAACCCGCUGCCAUGACGACGACGCACCAACCCGCUGCCAUGACGACGCACCAACCCGCUGCCAUGACGACGCACCAACACGCUGCCAUGACGACGCACCAACCCGCUGCCAUAACAACGACGCAACAACCCGCUGCCAUGACGACGCACCAACACGCUGCCAUGACGACAACGCACCAACCCGCUGCCAUGACGACGCACCAACCCGCUGCCAUGACGACGCACCAACACGCUGCCAUGACGACGCACCAACCCGCUGCCAUAACAACGACGCAACAACCCGCUGCCAUGACGACGCACCAACACGCUGCCAUAACAACGACGCAACAACCCGCUGCCAUGACGACGCACCAACCCGCUGCCAUGACGACGCACCAACCCGCUGCCAUGACGACGCACCAACACGCUGCCAUGACGACGCACCAACCCGCUCCCAUGACGACGACGCACCAACCCGCUGCCAUGACGACGCACCAACACGCUGCCAUGACGACGCACCAACCCGCUCCCAUAACAACGACGCACCAACCCGCUGCCAUGACGACGCACCAACACGCUGCCAUGACGACGCACCAACACGCUGCCAUGACGACACAUCAACACGCUGCCAUGACGACGACGCACCAUCCCGCUGCCAUGACGACGCACCAACGCGGUGCCAUGACAAAGACACCACAGGACACAGAACGCUGCCAUAGCAAUGAUGCUCACCCCCUCUUAAUACCAGCAAACCCCUUUUAUGAAACAACCAAUCACAUUAGGACAAGGUGAUGAUGUCAUCACAGAUUUCAGCCAAUCACAGGACACGUUGUGAGGACUGGAAACAUCACAUCAUCCGUGUUGGAGAGAAACUGUUUACAUGUAAUUAAAGAUGGAGUCUGCUAUUCCAGACACGGUAUCGCCAUGGCAACAGUGCUAACGAACAAGUCAACAGCAAUAAUGUAACACGUUAGCUAGACAGCAGGUUAGCCACAGCGAACAUAGCAUCUACAGCUAACACUGCUGCUACAGCUACAGCUAACAUAGCAUCUACAGCUAACAUAUCAUCUACAGCUAACACUACAGCUACAGCUAACACAGCAGCUACAGCUAAUACUGCAUCUACAGCUAACAUUUCAUCUACAGCUAACACUGCAUCUACAGCUACAGCUAACACAGCAUCUACAGCUAACACUGCAUCUACAGCUACAGCUAACACAGCAUCUACAGCUAACACUGCUGCUACAGCUACAGCUAACACAGCAUCUAAAGCUAACACUGCUGCUACAGCUACAGCUAACAUAGCAUCUACAGCUAACAUAUCAUCUACAGCUAACACUACAGCUACAGCUAACACUGCAGCUACAGCUACAGCUAACACAGCAUCUACAGCUAACACUGCUGCUACAGCUACAGCUAACACUGCUGCUACAGCUACAGCUAACAUAGCAUCUACAGCUAACAUAUCAUCUACAGCUAACACUACAGCUACAGCUAACACUGCAGCUACAGCUAACAUAUCAUCUACAGCUAACAUUACAGCUACAGCUAACACAGCAUCUACAGCUAACACUGCAUCUACAGCUAACACAGCAGCUACAGCUAACAUUUCAUCUACAGCUAACACUGCAUCUACAGCUAACACUACAGCUACAGUUAACAUUUCAUCUACAGCUAACACUGCAGCUACAGCUAACACUACAGCUACAGUUAACAUUUCAUCUACAGCUAACACUGCAGCUACAGCUAACAUAGCAGCUGACAGCUAUCGCUGCAUCUACGACUAACCGCUUACACCGCUACAGCUAACACUGUUAGCUCUCCUGCGAUGGCCGACUCUGCCUUUAAUGUGUUGUUUGAACUUAUGUAACCGUGGAAACUGUGGAAUAUGUGAAUGUGUGAUGAAGCUAGCUUAGCACAAAGCCUGAAGCUAGAGGCUAAUUGUUAGCCUGCUGGGAACUGUACCUGUCUGACCAGUGUGACUAGCACGUAGCAUGUAGCUGGAGUUCAGGGAUUAUUUAUUUUAUUUAUUUGCAUGCGAUAGCGCUAAAUGUUAUUGGUCAGCUCACAUACGGCAAAUAUUCAGGAGCCAAAACACAAAUAUUAACACCUGCUAACAGUGUUCCUGCUAAGCUAGGCAAAUGUUUCAGUCUUUGUGCUAAGAUAGGCUAACAGCUAGGGUUAGGAAGACAAAGGUGAUGGUGGUGGUGAUGAUGAUGAUGAAGAGGAGGGUGAUGUCACUUCCUGUCUAAACUGUGGGUAAAGUCUGUUUAGUUUCAGUCCUAAAAUAAACUGAAACUAAAACAAA
This is a messenger RNA of Mugil cephalus (flathead mullet), 4093 nucleotides long. Its product is annotated as E3 ubiquitin-protein ligase RNF182. NCBI's taxonomy places the organism in Eukaryota, Metazoa, Chordata, Actinopteri, Mugiliformes, Mugilidae. Bases 791 to 1621 code for a protein of 276 amino acids. The transcript is spliced from 7 exons. The record is from RefSeq and is a predicted model, not a curated record.